UGGUGAAUCUUACCCAUCUUAGAUGUAAUAGAUGUGAUGAUUUAACUCACAUGCCACGUGGAAUAGGGAAGCUGACUUCACUUGAGGAGUUAAGCAUGUUUGUAGUGGAUAGAGAUGGUUCCCAUGACGGUGCAGAUCUAAGUGAAUUGAGUGGACUUAACAACUUAAGGGGACAGCUUAGAAUAAAAAAUUUGAGGUUUGUAAAAAAUGCAAAAGAGAAGUUUAAGACUCCUAUUUUGAAAGGGAAGCAACAUUUGAGAUCGUUGACUCUAGAAUGGAAUGGUGAUAACGAUGAUGAUGACAAUAAGUUGCUUGAAGACCUCCAGCCCCAUCCUAAUCUCAAGGAGCUCUGUAUCGAUGGAUGGGGGGGUGAUGCCAAAUUUCCAAGUUGGCUUUCUUUGCUCACAAAUCUCGUUCAUAUUUACAUAUGGGGUCCCAAUAAAUUCAAAUAUCUCCCGUCCGUUGCUCAAUUGCCUUGUCUUCAAGAUUUGACGAUUCGUGAUUGUUAUGAGCUGGAGUACAUGGAUGAUAAUAGCCCAAAAGGAAGUCAAGGAGAACCAGAAUCAUUCUUCCCAUCGCUCAAGUGUCUUGACCUCGAGAAUUGCCGGAAUAUGAAGAGUUGGUGGAGGACGACGAAACCAAUCGAUAAUGAUUCCAACGAGGACGACCCAACUGUUAUGGGAACGUCAACCAUGGCAUUUCCUUGUCUUUCCACUUUAUGGAUUAAAAAUUGCCCUUUGACUUCAAUGCCGUUGUAUCCAUUAGUCGAUGAUGAUCUAAGGUUGGUGAAUUCCAGUUCAAGGCCGUUUAAGCAGACUAUCAAGAUGAAGAUGAAUGCUAAGACCCCAUCAUGUUCAACCUCUUCUCUUCCUCUCUCCAAAUUGAAAUCUUUCUAUGUAAAGAAUAUGGAGGAUUUGGACACUCCCAUGCUAGAUGAGUACCUGCAACAUCUCACCAGCCUCAAAACAUUAACAAUAGAUGGUUGCAAGAAGGUUGAUUUAGUGGGCAUGCAAUGGGAGCCCCUUAAGAAUCUCUCUCGUUUGGAGAUUGUAUUUAUUCCACAGCUGGUUUCUCUCCCCAUUGGGCUUCAACAUCUUGUUGAAUUGAAAACAUUAGAAAUCCGUGAUUGCAGUGGAUUGAGGUCACUCUUUCCUGUGUUCCAACAUCUCACUUCCCUUGAAGAGUUUUUAAUAAGCGAUUGCAAGGAGCUGGAGUUAUCAGCACCUAAGUUCCAAAUAUUCCAAGAUCAUACAAGCCUGCGGUCUCUAUGUCUGGACAAUAUUCCGAAGUGUUGGCAACUUCCGGAGUGGAUUCAACAUCUAACAAAUCUGCAAAAGCUCCGUCUCUGGAAUUUGCCCAAUUUAACAUCGCUUCCGGAGGAGAUGCGUUGCCUAACCAAUUUGCAAUCGUUAACUAUAUUUAGAGUUCCUCAGUUGGAGGAAAGAUGUCGGAAGGACAUUGGCGCUGAUUGGCAUAAAAUUGCUCACAUCCCACGUAUUGAGUUGUAUCAGUAACCCAUUGGAGUCUAUUUUGAUGAAAGGCAUUUGACAACCUUAAGAUUUUAGCAUGAAUUCAAUGGAAGAGGCAAAAAACAAACUGUACAUGCAUU
Gossypium arboreum is the source of this 1609-nucleotide messenger RNA. Its product is annotated as putative disease resistance protein RGA3. The record is from RefSeq and is a predicted model, not a curated record. Bases 51 to 1514 code for a protein of 487 amino acids. The transcript is spliced from 2 exons. Lineage: Eukaryota; Viridiplantae; Streptophyta; Magnoliopsida; Malvales; Malvaceae.